Molecule: messenger RNA, 1819 nt
Organism: Mustela lutreola (European mink)
Lineage: Eukaryota; Metazoa; Chordata; Mammalia; Carnivora; Mustelidae
Gene: GCGR
Product: glucagon receptor
Exons: 13
Coding region: 72-1523 (483 amino acids)
Biological process (GO): adenylate cyclase-activating G protein-coupled receptor signaling pathway; cell surface receptor signaling pathway
Cellular component (GO): plasma membrane
Molecular function (GO): glucagon receptor activity; peptide hormone binding
Source: RefSeq, a predicted model, not a curated record
CCCCACAAGGACCCCCCUGCCUGGCAGUGUGGCCCCAGCCCGAUGUGGUGGGUGGGUGGCCGCUCACAGGCAUGUGCCCCGCCCCGCCGCCCUGCCCCCACCUUCUGCUGCUGCUGCUGCUGCUGUUUUGCCAGCCACAGGCCCCAUCUGCGCAGGUGAUGGACUUCCUGUUUGAGAAGUGGAAGCUCUACGGUGACCAGUGUCUCUCCAACCUGAGCCUGCUGCCCCCCCCCACGGAGCUGGUCUGUAAUAGAACUUUUGACAAGUACGCCUGCUGGCCGGACACCCCUGCCAACACUACGGCCAACACGUCCUGCCCCUGGUACUUGCCCUGGCACCCCAAAGUGCAGCACCGCCAUGUCUUCAAGAAGUGCGGGCCCGAUGGGCAGUGGGUGCGCGGGCCACGGGGGCAGUCCUGGCGCAACGCGUCUCAGUGCCAGAUGGAUGAGCAUGAGCUCAAGGGCCAGAAGGAGGCGGCCGAGAUGUACAGCGGCCUUCAGGUGAUGUACACGGUGGGGUACUCUCUGUCCCUGGGGGCGCUGCUGCUGGCCCUGGCUCUCCUGCUGGGCCUCAGCCAGCUCCGCUGCACCCGGAACUACAUCCACGCAAACCUGUUUGCGUCCUUCGUGCUCAAGGCCAGCUCCGUGCUGGUCAUCGAUGCGCUGCUCAAGACACGGUACAGCCAGAAGAUCGGGGAUGACCUCCGCGUGAGCGUCUGGCUGAGUGACGGGGCGGUGGCCGGCUGCCGGGUGGCCGCGGUGUUCAUGCAGUACGGCGUGGUGGCCAACUACAGCUGGCUGCUGGUGGAGGGCGUGUACCUGCACAGCCUGCUGGGCCUCGCCGCCCUCCCGGACAGGAGCUUCUUCACCCUCUACCUGGGCCUCGGCUGGGGCGCCCCCAUGCUCUUUGUCAUUCCCUGGGCCGUGGUCAAGUGCCUGUUUGAGAACGUCCAGUGCUGGACCCGCAACGACAACAUGGCCUUCUGGUGGAUCCUGCGCUUCCCGGUGUUCCUGGCCAUCCUGAUCAACUUCUUCAUCUUCAUCCGCAUCCUUCUCAUCCUCACGGCCAAACUGCGAGCCCGCCAGAUGCGCCACACAGACUCCAAGUUCCGGCUGGCGAAGUCCACACUGACCCUCAUCCCCUUGCUGGGGGUCCAUGAGGUGGUGUUUGCCUUCGUGACCGACGAGCACGCCCAGGGGACCCUGCGCUCUGCCAAGCUCUUCUUCGACCUCUUCCUCAGCUCCUUCCAGGGCCUGCUGGUGGCUGUUCUGUACUGUUUCCUCAAUAAGGAGGUGCAGUCGGAGCUGCUGCGGCGCUGGAACCGCUGGCGUGCCGGUCGCUCACUGCGGGAAGAACGCCACACCAGCAGGCUCGGACCCCCAGCCCUGCCCACUGGCGACCCCCCCAGCGAGAAGCCACUGCUUUCCAGAUCCGGAGGCAGCAGCAAUGAGACUGGCCGGGACCCUUCUGCAGACCCCUGCCUGGUCAGCAGUCUCCCCGGGCUGGCCGAGAGCCCCUUCUAAAGCUCCAGGAGGCCCCAGGAGGCCCAGCUAGGGCUGGACUCAGGGGCUGAGAGAGAGCACUGCUGGACCACGCAGAGCCAGAUGCCCGGCGGCAGCAGGAGGGCUGGGAGCCAUGGUGGCUUCGCUGCUCACCGUCCACAGUGGGGUGGUCUGAGGGCUGGGGGCUCCCUGCACACCUGCUCCGUGCAGUGGGGGACGCGCUGGGAGGAGCCCCGCCGGCAGGCCGAGCUCAAGGAAACGUGUAUUCUCCGACAAUAAAGUGUCCAAGCCGGGGCUGCCUGGCACACGCGGGACAA